Polyodon spathula (Mississippi paddlefish) is the source of this 2417-nucleotide messenger RNA. Its product is annotated as kelch-like protein 25. Gene Ontology annotation, molecular function: protein binding. The record is from RefSeq and is a predicted model, not a curated record. NCBI's taxonomy places the organism in Eukaryota, Metazoa, Chordata, Actinopteri, Acipenseriformes, Polyodontidae.
ACGCGCAACUCAAUUGAGUUGAGAGAGAAAGUAAAGCGACAAGCACAGAAAGUAUAAAAGUAAGCGAUGAAGCGCCCUGCGGUCCAGGGGCUGUUAUCGACUGCGCUGUGUGUGUAGCGCCGGCUUUGCUCUGACUCCUCAAACAGCACAGCCUAUACUGUAGAAGGACCUCUCCUGAAGAGGCGGGACGGGAGCAGAUGCAGGCUCCCCCACAUCUCUUCACUGUCAAUGCCUGCCCCUGGGUCAGCAGUUUCUGCCGGCUUAGUGAAAUAGGGAAUAGGCAAUCCACGGGGACUGGAACCAUGUCUGUCAGCAUGCACGAGAACCGCAAGUCCCGCUCCAGCACAGGCUCUAUGAACAUCUCCUUGUUCCACAAGCCCUCGCACCCGGACAGCGUGCUCACCCACCUCAACACCCUGCGCAAGCAGUGCAUGUUCACUGACGUCACCCUGUGGGCGGGCGAGCGCUCCUUCUCCUGCCACCGCGCUGUGCUGGCUGCCUGCAGCCACUACUUCGAGGCCAUGUUCAGCGGGGGUCUGCGCGAGAGCCUGGACAGCGAGGUGAACUUCCACGACAGCGUGCACCCCGAGGUGCUGGAGCUGCUGCUGGACUUUGCCUACUCCUCGCGGGUCGUCAUCAACGAGGAGAAUGCGGAGUCCCUACUGGAGGCCGGUGACAUGCUCCAGUUCCACGACAUCCGGGAUGCAGCGGCUGAGUUCUUGGAGAAGAACCUGCACUCCUCCAACUGCCUCGGCAUGAUGCUGCUGUCGGACGCCCACCAGUGCAAGCGCCUCUACGAGCUCUCCUGGAGGAUGUGCCUGGUAAACUUUGAGGCUGUGAAGGACACAGAGGACUUCUAUGGACUCUCCAAGGACAAGCUCUUGGAUCUCAUCCUCAGUGACGAGCUGGCGAUCGAGGAUGAGCAAAUAGUCUACCAUGCCGUCAUCCGCUGGGUCCGCUGUGACCUGGACAGCAGGAAAGACCACCUCCCAGAACUCCUUAGUGUGAUCCGCCUGGCCCUGCUGCCUUCUGAGUACCUGAUCGAGACGGUGGCCUGCGAGGAGCUGGUGCUCUCAGACAAGAGGAGUCGGCAGAUUGUGGAAGAGGCUGUCCAGUGCAAGAAGAAGAUCCUUCAGAAUGAUGGAGUGGUCACCAGCACCUGCGCCCGCCCCCGCAUGGCUGGACACACCCUGCUCAUCCUGGGGGGCCAGACCUUCAUGUGCGACAAGAUCUACCAGGUGGACCACAAGGCCAAGGAGAUCAUCCCCAAGUCAGACCUGCCCAGCCCCAGGAAGGAGUUCAGUGCCUGUGCCAUUGGGUGCAAAGUGUACGUAACAGGGGGGCGGGGGUCUGAGAAUGGUGUCUCCAAGGAUGUUUGGGUUUAUGACACGGUUCACGAAGAGUGGUCUAAAGGCGCCCCUAUGUUGAUCGCUCGCUUUGGCCAUGGCUCUGCUGAACUGGAGAACUGCUUGUAUGUCGUUGGUGGACACACAGCCAUAGUGGGCGUAUUCCCUGCCUCCCCUUCUGUCUCUCUAAAGCAGGUGGAGAGGUACGACCCCCUCACCAAUAAAUGGAUAAUGAUGGCGCCCCUGAGGGACGGAGUAAGCAACGCGGCCGUGGUCAGCGCUAAACUGAAACUGUUUGUCUUCGGCGGCACCACCAUCCACCGGGACAAAGCCUCCAAGGUCCAGUGCUACGACCCUGUGGAAAACCGCUGGGCCAUCGCAGCCGAGUGCCCCCAGCCCUGGCGAUACACAGCCGCAGCGGUCUUAGGCAGCCAGAUCUUCAUCAUGGGCGGCGACACCGAAUUCACUGCCGUCUCUGCCUACCGCUUCGACUGUGAGACCAAUCAGUGGACGCGAGUCGGGGACAUGACCUCCAAACGCAUGAGCUGCCAAGCCGUGGCUUCCGGCAACAAGCUCUACGUGGUGGGGGGCUACUUUGGCACCCAGCGCUGUAAGACGUUAGACUGCUACGACCCUACCUCUGACAGCUGGAAUACUAUAACCACUGUGCCUUACUCCCUCAUUCCUACUGCGUUUGUCAGCACCUGGAAACACCUGCCUGCCUGAGACGGGAGCUUCACCAAGGAGUUCAACAUUCAACCAAAUUAAGGUGCCAUGGUUUUGCUCACAGCAUCCUUCCAACCCCAGGGCUGGAAUAGGAACUCCUGAUUGGGCGACAGGGCAGUGGCUGGACAGUCUGUUUUUUUUUUUUUUUUUUUUUAAACAGCCUUCUGAUUACCUGACAGGAGUGGAGCAGAACUGGAGGAAGUCUGGUUUCCAUAGCAACAAUGGAAGGGGCUCCUGGGAUUGUCUCCGUCCCCUGAUUUCUGUGGAGUCUCUUUAGCCACAUUGCUGAUGAGCUGGUAUACUAACCGAGAUGCAUUUUUUUCUCAAACUUUUAACUCGUUCUGU